This is a messenger RNA of Contarinia nasturtii (swede midge), 1715 nucleotides long. RefSeq lists its product as uncharacterized. The coding region runs from base 173 to 907 and encodes 244 amino acids. Lineage: Eukaryota; Metazoa; Arthropoda; Insecta; Diptera; Cecidomyiidae. The record is from RefSeq and is a predicted model, not a curated record. The transcript is spliced from 3 exons.
UUGUUUUCGACGCUUUAAUUAUUUUACAUUAAAUUAAAGGUAAGUCACUUGGUUUUAGUUUUUGUUAUUUUUAUCAGUGAUUAGAAUCACACUAUUUGGGUACUAUGUGAUAAUAUCGACAGAAUGAUCCAAGAAAAAAAACGCCAAUCAAAGCGGAUCAAGUGCCAAGGGGAUGCAAUCGAAUGACGAAAAGAAUAAUCCAACUGAACGUGCUGUUGUUGCUGCGAACGGGGAACAACAAUUUGCUGAUAUUUUCAAACUUAACAUCGACUGUUUCGAAGUGAUGUUCGACUAUUUAUCACUAGAAGAUCUGGACGCAAUGGGACAAACAUGUAAACGAAUGCAACGAAUUACGGGACAUUGUUUUCAACAAAACUAUGGAGCCGCACAAGUAAAAUUCAAUGACGAUGGUUUUUAUCUUAACCAUGUCAAAAUAGAUUGUUUCAACAAUUUCUUACAAAACGUCAAAAUUGCAAAUGAUUUCACCGAUUAUAUAAAUAGCACAGGUGACGAUGGAGCCAACAUUGCUUCAAAGUUGAUGGAUUUCGUAACUAAAUUGAAACAUUCAACAUCAAUUAAAGUUAUUGAUAUUUUUGAUGUUGAAAUUGAUGAAGAAAACGAUGCAAUAGUGGCUCGUUUUUACGAAAUGAACGAAAUUGUUAGAAAAGCUGAAAAUGUGACCAUUCGCAUUUCUUAUGAAAAUGUGAUUGAUGCUUUGCUUGCACAAUGUUCAAAUAUAAAAUAUUUAUAUCUCAAGAAUUUUUCUAUUCGAAAUGAAUGUAAAUGGAUGCAUCAAAUUUAUCCAAUGUUGGAACAUAUUGAAUUGAGAUGUAAAAACGAUAUUUUGGAAGGAACAGCACUAAAAACAUUCCUUGAGCAGAAAAUAGAGUAUUGUGUAAAAGUCUGAACGUCAAAUAUGAUACAUUGGCAAUCAAUUAUGAUUACGUCGAUGAAGAACUAUUAUUUUGUCGUUUGCUCAAUGAGCUCCAUGAGUCUGGAUAUUACAAAACGUUGCAUUUUAAUGUCAAACCCAUGUAUUCGCAAGAACAUAUCGAUCGUCUGGAUGAAGUAAAAGGACUGACGAAACUUGAGAUCCAUUCAUUGAAUCAUAUAGCUGUUGGUGCUUUUAGAAACUUAAAGGAAGAAAUAUACGCUUACGAAAGUGGUUUUAUUGCUGAUCUGAAAUCACUUCCACAUGUUCUAUCGAAACUGAAACGCAUUAAUUUUGAAUAUGCUAGUUCUGAUGACAUUUUACCAUUUAUUCGUCAUGCAGAGAAAGUGAACAAAAUUGAACGCUCUAGAAUAAAAACAACGUACUGAAUGGUUGUUGUAUUACAACAACAAAUCUAUGUUAAGAAAACGCUGUGUUUCGCUUUGAUAUAACAACCAUUCUGUACGUUGUUUUUAUUCUAGAGCGUUCAAUUAAAGUUCAAUGGCUUUCGAGUGGACCACAUUACGAUGCAGAUGGCAAUAUACUUGAUUUAUUGGCAUUGAACAAAGAGCGUGUGAAAAUAUUCGGAGCACGCAAGAUCACGAUUUACGUCAACGAAGAAGUGCAUUUGGCAACGAAAUGGGCAAUGAAAGAGACGGACUUCAGUUUGAUCGAAAUGAAACGAGAAACAUCAUACCGCUGGAAUUUCUAAAUUUGAAUUAUUUUUUCUUACAUUUUUUUACUCAAAUUAAAAAAUUUAUUUAGCCAAUUUUUCUUUAAAUAA